CGACUUCUGUGGUGUCGACACGUGUCCCGUUUCACAAAACGCAUCACUUCAUUUUCGUCUGAAAUCUGAUGGGCUCCAACUGUGGGCUUUUAACGUAAAGCUUAAAAUUUGUUCCGCUCCGAUGAACACCGGCGGAAGAACCAACAGACUGUCGUGACAUCGUAGAAACCAGGUGUCCAAGCCAGUUCGAAGCUCCUUCAACACUUGCCGUCAGAUUCAGCCACCGUCGGAGGAGUCCCGCGGCCACCUGCGCCGGAAUCGAAAAACCUAAGCGCCUGAAAACCUUAACCACGGCAGUCGCGUCGAGUCGUCUCCACCUCUCAAGUCCGACUAGACACACGCAUCUUCUUCUUUCACGGAGGCAAGGAGAAGUCACACCAGAAGGAACACAGCCCAUGAAACUGCCAUCCCCGGAAAGGAACCUCCGUCGGUGACAACCCUCACUUCAAUCGAGACACAAACCCUAGAUCUCGAUGUCUAACCCGCGGAACCAGACCUCCUCUCCGUCGUCCUCAUAACAGAGCGUGGAGGCCAUGGAUACUGGCGAGCCACCAAGACCACCGAGCCUUCCUAGAGGUCACAGCACCAAGUGACCUUUUGAUUCACCGUGAGAGAGAAAAAGAGCGCCUCAUAAUUAAUUUGCCAUGACACCAUGUUCUUGAAGUAGUUAACUUUUCGGUUCAUAAUUUCCCAUUUUGAUGUAAGAAUGUGGCACUGUCAUGGUUCAGAAGGUGAUAGUGAUACUGAAAGAAUCUCAAAUCUUUCGUAUCCGUGGAGUUUAAAACCUCUGAUUACAAGAAAGAGUGAAGCUGGCAGCGCUCUACAUGCACCGAGCAAAGAAGGAGACGUCGUAAUCCAUUCCCAACAUUUGAAGUCCUUUACGUUAGACGAGCUAAAUAAUGCUACAGGAAACGUCUGUCCAGAGAGUCUCAUUGGAGAAGGAGGGUUCGGGUUUGUUUACAAGUGUUGUAUUAAUGGUGGACCUCGAAUCGACCUCGCUGUUGCUGUUAAGAUGCUUAAAACUGAAGGGUUUCAGAGCCACAAGGAGUGGCAGAGGGAAGUGAAUUAUCUAGGGAGAUUGCAUCAUCCAAAUCUGGUGAAAUUGAUUGGCUACUCUUUGGAAGACGAGAACUGUCUUCUUAUCUAUGAGUAUAUGCCUAAUGGAAUCUUUGAAAAUCAUUUGUUUGAAAGAGGUUCCAAUGUGCUUUCUUGGUUACUACGUAUGAAAAUCGCGAUUGGUGCUGCUCGAGGACUAUGUUUCUCGCAUGAUGCUAAGAACCAAGUCAUUUAUAGAGACUUCAAAGCAUCAAAUAUCCUUCUUGAUUCAGGAUUCAACGCCAAACUCUCAGAUUUUGGACUGACCAGAGAAGGUCCAAAAGAUGACCGUUCACACGUGACAACUGCAGUCAUUGGUAUACAAGGUUACACAGCUCCAGAAUAUCUACCCAGUGAAAGCAACAGGCUGCCGUACAGGUUCACGAAGACACAGGAGGUAGCAUCCCACUAAUUAUCAUCCACUUUAAUGCUUCAGCAACAACAUCAUUUGCAAAACUACAAUCAGAACUAUGUUGAGAGUCUUCACUCUGUUUUCAUUUUUACAGUUGGUCCACAGAAGACUCUUAUUUUAUACGUAGAAACAUAUAAAAAUAAUAGUAAUAGAUUGUACACCCAUAAUAUUGCUAGGUCAAAACUAUACAUCCAAAAUUCUGAUGUAAGGACAUGUAUAUCAAUCAAUAAUCAUUAUUAAAUUUCAAAAAUAA
Brassica napus (rape) is the source of this 1760-nucleotide messenger RNA. Its product is annotated as probable serine/threonine-protein kinase PBL3. Gene Ontology annotation, molecular function: ATP binding; protein kinase activity. The transcript has 4 exons. The record is from RefSeq and is a predicted model, not a curated record. NCBI's taxonomy places the organism in Eukaryota, Viridiplantae, Streptophyta, Magnoliopsida, Brassicales, Brassicaceae. The coding region runs from base 707 to 1507 and encodes 266 amino acids. Gene Ontology annotation, biological process: protein phosphorylation.